This is a messenger RNA of Triplophysa rosa, 1453 nucleotides long. It is a transcript of the gene dcps, whose product is annotated as decapping enzyme, scavenger. Gene Ontology annotation, molecular function: hydrolase activity; RNA 7-methylguanosine cap binding. Gene Ontology annotation, cellular component: nucleus; P-body. The transcript is spliced from 6 exons. The record is from RefSeq and is a predicted model, not a curated record. NCBI's taxonomy places the organism in Eukaryota, Metazoa, Chordata, Actinopteri, Cypriniformes, Nemacheilidae. Gene Ontology annotation, biological process: deadenylation-dependent decapping of nuclear-transcribed mRNA. The coding region runs from base 13 to 810 and encodes 265 amino acids.
GCUGGGUGAAUAAUGGCGGACUGCGGGAACGGCACCGCAGCGAAAAAACUCAAAACGCACACCGACAAUGAGUGCAAAGAUACCGGCGAAUUUUUAUCCGACAGUCCCGUGUCUGGUUUUGAGAUCACCCGAAUUCUGCGCGACUCUGCGCGGGAGAAAAACAUUUUUAUUCAUGGAAAGGUGAAAGAUCAGGAUGCUGUUGUGAUUUUGGAGAAGACCCCCAUCAGACAGGACACACUCACUGAGUUACUAAAGAGCAGUGAACUCAAACUGGAGAUGAGGAAUGAUGUGUACAGCACAUACCAGCUACAUGCACCUGCCCACCUGAACCAAAUCAAGACAACAGUGGUGUGCCCUGCGACAGAGAAGCAUGUCAAGAAAUACUUGCAUCAGGAGAUUUUUCUGGUUGAAGAAUCUGGGGAGGAUUAUCGAACCAUCACCCUGCCGUACAUCAGCAAGCAGAGCUUCAGUGUACAGUGGGUGUACAACAUCUUGGAGAAGAAAGCAGAGGCGGAUCAGAUUAUUUAUGAAGAUCCAGACCCCGAUACUGGUUUUGUCCUAUUGCCAGAUUUUAAAUGGGAUCAAAAGCAGAAAGAAGACUUGUAUCUGAUUGCCAUCGUCCACCGGAGGGACAUCAAAAGUUUGAGGGAUCUUACAUCGGAGCACCUGCCAUUACUCACAAACAUUCGCAGCAAAGGAGAGGACACCAUUCAGAAGCGAUUCAGUGUCCCCUCCAGCAAACUGCGGGUGUAUUUGCACUAUCAGCCCUCGUACUAUCACCUCCACGUCCACUUCACCUCACUGGACUAAGAAGCUCCAGGCUGUGGGGUGGAACGGGCUCACCUGCUUUCUGAUGUCAUCCAGAACUUGCAGGCAGAUUCUAGUUACUAUCCCAACCGCAGCAUGACUUUCCCUCUGCGUACUGAUGACGGUCUGCUCCUCAAGUUCAAAGAGGCUGGAAAGCUCUAAACUGACCACUGAUCUCUUUCUUGCUUUCGUUAAAAAAAAAUGCCAUGUAAUCACAUCUACUUUGAGAAAUAAGAUUCUCAAAGUUGUUUUGUGAAGUCGAUUUUAUCAAAAAGAGAAAUGUAAUUGUGAUUGUUUGCAUUUGUAUUAAAGUAUUGAUUCGUUUUUUAAAUCGCAGACUUCUCUUCAUGCUGUGGGCAGAACUUAAAUUCAUAACCUCAAAUUGCGGUUACACUUUUUGCACCUGUUUGUGGUGCACUAUGAAAAUUCAUUUGAAAGGAAAACCGGGGCCGUUGGUGCCUCUCUGUUUAAUUCCUUCUGCGUUUAGGGUCCUUUUGAAUAGAUCUGCCUGUGAUUGACAGAACCGCGGGUAGCAGUGAAAUGACAUCCCUGUUGUUUUUUAGUUUUUGACAAAAAAAUGGAAAAUAAACUAAUAUAGACAAUUAAUAAAACACAUGGCAACAUAAACAUGAAAUUAUUGGAAAUU